GCAUCGGACGAAAAUUUUUAAAGAAAGCAAUCACCAAAUACCUCUUUUUUAUUUUCUGUGCUACCAAAUCUUGAGAUCGGCAUAUUAUUUUUCACACAACGCUUGAAGUUCAAUCCGGGUUUUCUCAAUAGCAAACAUAACCUGCGUAAGCACCUAUACCUACAUUAUAACCCUCAGUUCGUUUACAUUUCGUAAGAUGCAGGGAUCCAAAACGGAAAGCGGCUCCAAUGGCUCAAAGGGAGAGAACCUUGAAAAAAAUAUUGAGUCUUCAGAUAAACACGUGAGCUCUGAGGAAAGGAAAAAAGAUGCUGACUUUGAAAAACUCAGAGUGGAGGCUGCAGAGGCAAUGCGGAGGGCGGAUAACGCAUAUAAACCCUACAGUGAGACAGACAAUCUGUAAGCCAUGGACUUACGGAUUCAAAGGGGGACGAAUAUGCGUAUUGCUUACCAUGAACACUAUUAAAGUAUUUUUCUAUAACGUGAAAAUAUUAUGCCAUUCGUAUUUAACAUCAUUAUUGUUAUUAUUAUAAAUAGUUUUUUUAUUAUUAUUAUCUUUUGGUCAUAGCCGAGGUGAUAUCUGCUAUGGAAAAAUGAGUAAUUUGACUUGUUUCCCUUGGGAGUGCAUAGGGGUGACAUUCUUGGUUAAAUAGUUUUUUUUUUCGAUUUAUGCAAUUAUAUGCACAUAUUAUCUACACACAAAAAAAA
Phytomonas sp. EM1 is the source of this 705-nucleotide messenger RNA. NCBI's taxonomy places the organism in Eukaryota, Euglenozoa, Kinetoplastea, Trypanosomatida, Trypanosomatidae. The record is from the annotation of a GenBank genome assembly.